Medicago truncatula (barrel medic) is the source of this 1090-nucleotide messenger RNA. RefSeq names its product desiccation-related protein PCC13-62. NCBI's taxonomy places the organism in Eukaryota, Viridiplantae, Streptophyta, Magnoliopsida, Fabales, Fabaceae. The record is from RefSeq and is a predicted model, not a curated record. The transcript has 3 exons. The coding region runs from base 14 to 913 and encodes 299 amino acids.
UCUAUCCAAAAACAUGUUGAUUCACAUUUCCUCCAUUGCUUUUUUGCUGACUUCCCUCCUUAUCCCAAUAUCAUACUCUUCUAACAUCAAUAUAACUGAUGUUGAUCUUUUGGAGUUCCCUCUAAAUUUAGAAUAUUUAGAGGCAGAGUUCUUCUUGUUUGGUGCUACGGGUCAUGGAUUGGAUGUUGUUGCACCAGAAUUAGCCCAAGGAGGACCACCUCCCAUAGGAGCCAAAAUGGCCCUUUUGGACACCUUCACUAGAGAUGUUAUCUUCCAAUUUGCUUUGCAGGAAGUUGGACAUAUAAGGGCCAUAAAGAGUACUGUAAAAGGGUUUCCUAGGCCAUUGUUAAAUAUAAGCAAGGAAUCAUUUGCACAAGUGAUGAAUAAUGCCUUUGAGAAACCUUUGUACCCAACUUUCGACCCUUAUGCCAAUUCCAUCAAUUAUUUGCUUGCGUCCUACAUUAUUCCUUAUGUUGGCCUCACUGGAUAUGUUGGAGCUAUUCCUGAAUUGCAAGAAUCUACGUCCAAGAAGCUUGUUGCAAGCCUUUUGGCAGUAGAGUCAGGACAAGAUGCAGUUAUUCGAACGUUGCUAUAUGAACGUCGAAAAUUAAAGGUGUUACCAUACCCAAUAACUGUUGAAGAGUUUACAAAUCGCAUAUCAAUGCUUAGAAAUAAGUUAGGAAACAAAGGCGUAAAAGAUGAGGGUCUAGAGGUCCCUAUAUCACAAGGUGCUGAAGGUAAAGUUUCAGGAAAUGUACUUGCUGGUGACAAAAAUUCACUUUCAUAUUCAAGGACUCCAGAAGAAAUAUUGAGGAUAGUGUAUGGUCGAUAUGAAAUUGUUCCUGGUGGCUUCUUUCCUAAGGGAGCAGAUGGUCGUAUAGCUAAGUGUCUAGUAGCUACUUCUAUAGGUUAAGAGUUAAGACUAAAAUAAACAAUGUCUUAGAGGUAACUAUAAAUAAACUAUGUUAAGUUAUAAUAAAAAACAAUGUAUAAGAGGUGUCGGAAUAAAGGAGUAUAAAUCUCAUAUGAGAUUGUUGUAUAACGAUAUUCCAAGUUGAGUUAUAAUAAUUUACUUUUUCUUUUGACAAAA